UUUUUAAGAUUUUGUUUCCUCUUCAAAGAUCUUACCCCGCAAGAUCCGAUCUUCCAAAUCUCUCUCUAUCUACUAUACUAGUACUUAUUAAACCCCACCACCUCUCCCUUCUUAUUUAUGUCACCUAACCUAACUUCUUCUUCUUUCAUUUUAUCACAUUCAUUUCCUUUGUCUUCAAUCCAAAGCUUUCCUCUUCUUGGAACCAAUCUGCUCUCUUUUUUAUUCUGAGUUUGACAAUGGCGGUUGGUGAGGUCAUGAGGAUGGAGAUUCCCGCCGGUGGAGAUUUGACUGUUACUACUCCGGAGUUGCAUGUUCUUGCCGUCGAUGAUAGUAUUGUGGAUCGUAAAGUCAUCGAGAGGUUGCUUAGAAUCUCUUCUUGUAAAGUGACGACUGUAGAGAGUGGAACUAGGGCUUUGCAGUAUCUUGGCUUAGAUGGAGGCAAAGGGGCUUCUAAUCUUAAGGAUUUGAAGGUGAAUUUGAUAGUGACGGAUUACUCAAUGCCAGGACUUUCAGGAUAUGAUCUCCUUAAAAAGAUUAAGGAAUCUUCAGCAUUCAGAGAAGUACCAGUAGUGAUUAUGUCAUCUGAGAACAUCUUACCUCGUAUACAAGAAUGUCUCAAAGAAGGAGCAGAGGAAUUCUUGUUGAAACCGGUGAAGCUAGCAGAUGUAAAGCGAAUCAAACAACUUAUAAUGAGGAAUGAAGCUGAGGAAUGCAAAAUCUUAAGCCAUUCUAACAAGAGAAAGCUUCAAGAAGACAGUGAUACAUCAUCAUCAAGUCAUGAUGAUACUUCUAUCAAGGACUCUUCAUGUUCAAAACGAAUGAAAUCAGAAUCUGAAAACCUUUUUUCUCUACUUUGAAUUAUAUGUAUAGAGGCCAAGACCUUAGCAAAACCAUUCUGUUAAUAUUCCUCAAGAAAGACAAUGUUUGAGAGAGUCAUCACACU
This is a messenger RNA of Arabidopsis thaliana (thale cress), 943 nucleotides long. RefSeq names its product response regulator 7 (gene ARR7). The transcript is spliced from 5 exons. Lineage: Eukaryota; Viridiplantae; Streptophyta; Magnoliopsida; Brassicales; Brassicaceae. Gene Ontology annotation, cellular component: nucleus. The coding region runs from base 237 to 857 and encodes 206 amino acids. The record is from RefSeq and is marked reviewed. Gene Ontology annotation, biological process: regulation of DNA-templated transcription; phosphorelay signal transduction system; cytokinin-activated signaling pathway.